This is a messenger RNA of Felis catus (domestic cat), 2441 nucleotides long. It is a transcript of the gene STOML3, whose product is annotated as stomatin like 3. Bases 1151 to 2026 code for a protein of 291 amino acids. NCBI's taxonomy places the organism in Eukaryota, Metazoa, Chordata, Mammalia, Carnivora, Felidae. The record is from RefSeq and is a predicted model, not a curated record. Gene Ontology annotation, cellular component: plasma membrane. The transcript has 7 exons.
CUGAGACAGGAGCCUGGGGACCUGAAUUCGAGAAACAGGGUUGCCAUUUGUGAGCUGUUAUUGUUGACAAAUUACUUAUUCAUUCAUUCUACAUGUAUCUGUUGGGCAUCAGCUAUGUGCCUGGGUUGUUCUAAUGCUGCAGGUGCCAUGGCAAAAAAAUAAAGAACUAGUCACACCCCUUAAGCAAGUUAUUGUAUAGUUCAGGGGUCAUCAAACAUUUUCUGUAAAGGGAUAGAAAAUAUUUCAGGCUUUGCAGGCUGCAUGGUGUCUAUAGCAAAUACUCAACUAUGCAGGUGUGGUACAAAAGUGGCCACAGCCAACACAGAAACAAAUGGAUGUGGCUGUGUUCCAGUAACACUUUAUUUACAAAAAUCGGUGGCAGACCAAAUUUGGCUAGCAGGCUGUGGUUAGCCAACGCCUAGUCUAGAGGAAGAAGCAAGUAUCAACCAGAUAAGUGUGCAUGUGGCAACAUAUGCAAAGGCCCUGUGGCACAGAGGACACAGAUAGCUUUAGUGGGGUUCAUAGAAGGUCAGUGUGGCUAUUUGCCAAGUGAGUGAGGGGAUUACCAUGUGAGUGAGACAGGAAAGGGAGAGAGGGGCAGACUAGCAGGAACUCUGGGGGCACUUAAAAUUUUAGUCUUUGCCAUACUAACAGUUGGCAGUCAUUGGAUUCCUUUAAGCAGGAUGGUAACAUGAUCAGAUUCAGGUUUUAAAAGAUCACUCACUACAGUGUAUAGAUUGAAUUGAAUGAAAUCUCAUCUGAAACAUAAGAAUAGGUAAACUAUAUCAACAGUUCAUGGUGGUGAACAAAUCACACAAGGUGCAUAAAAGUGUGUUAUGAAAUAUAAACGAUGUAGAGGAUUACCUAGAGCUGUUUGACAGGAAGCAAAGGUCAUGUUCUUUUGAAUGUUCUCUAUGAACAAAGGCAGUCUGAAUUCAUGAAAGAAAUCGUUUUGUUUAUGGUAACGGGCUUCCUUCACCAGGGAAACUGCUCCUUGGGGUGCUCCAGAAAGACGAGGGACUUCUCUCUCGCGCUCAUUCCGUCUCUGUCUCCUUUCCCUCUCCCAAGCACAUCGGGGUGCUGCCUGGAGCCCAGGCCUGGCUCCAAACCCGUGAAAAUUGGCCGAGCAUAAAAGCUUCUCAAGAAUGAGAUGGAUCCUGGGGCAUCUUCCCCCGAGAAGCUGGAUAAAGAGAAUUUAGUGGGCAUCAGCAGUAAACGGCUUGGUGUCUGUGGCUGGAUCCUGUUCUCCCUUUCUGUCCUGUUGAUGAUCAUUACCUUCCCCAUCUCCAUAUGGAUGUGCUUGAAGAUCAUUAAGGAGUAUGAACGUGCUGUUGUAUUCCGACUGGGACGCAUCCAAGCUGACAAAGCCAGAGGGCCAGGCUUGAUCCUGGUCCUGCCCUGCAUCGAUGUGUUUGUCAAAGUUGAUCUCCGAACUGUUACCUGCAACAUUCCUCCACAAGAGAUCCUCACCAGAGACUCUGUGACUACCCAAGUGGAUGGAGUCGUCUAUUACAGAAUCCAUAGUGCUGUCUCUGCAGUGGCUAACGUCAACGAUGUCCACCAAGCCACGUUUCUGUUGGCUCAGACGACUCUGAGAAAUGUCUUAGGGACGCAGACCUUGUCCCAAAUCUUAGCUGGCCGGGAGGAGAUUGCCCACAGCAUCCAGACCUUACUUGAUGAUGCCACCGAGCUGUGGGGGAUCCGGGUGGCCCGAGUGGAAAUCAAAGACGUCCGGAUUCCCAUGCAGUUACAGAGAUCCAUGGCAGCCGAGGCAGAGGCGACCCGGGAAGCCAGGGCCAGGGUCCUUGCAGCAGAAGGAGAAAUGAAUGCUUCCAAAUCUCUGAAGUCAGCCUCCCUGGUGCUGGCCGAGUCCCCCAUAGCCCUGCAGCUGCGUUACCUGCAAACCUUAACCACCGUAGCCACAGAGAAGAAUUCCACCAUUGUGUUUCCUCUGCCCAUGAAUAUCCUCGAGGGCAUUGGUGGUGUCAGCUACAACGACCACAAGAAGGUUCCUGACAGAGCCUGAGGUCCCCCGGCUGUAGCCAGCCUUUGCUUUGGGAGUUGUUUCUGUCAGAAGAACUCAGCGGUAGAAGUGCGGAGAAUCCCAGCAUUAUUGAAGCAGAGGACUCCCCAGCUGGAAUAGCAUUAGCGAGGAAAUGCCAUAGAGGCUAAAAAAAGGAGGGCUGUGUACUUUUAUUAUUCAAGAGCAUGAACAGCAUGAUCCUUAUUGUAAUCAGUUAGCUGGCCUUCCUGACUUAAGGCGGGAGCUUUUUUGCAGCGAGGGGAAGAAAUCCUUGGGUGACUGUGACUAAGAUUUCGGCAUUACUUUUGAUUGGUUUGAGGACGUUCUGUAGAUAAUUUAUAAAGUCACAUAGGCCACCUGUUUACACGAGAUGUUUGCUUUAUAAUUGCCGAGUAAAAUUUCCAAUAAUCGCCACAGA